Messenger RNA from Aspergillus welwitschiae, 471 nucleotides. RefSeq lists its product as uncharacterized. The coding region runs from base 1 to 471 and encodes 156 amino acids. The record is from RefSeq and is a predicted model, not a curated record. The transcript has 2 exons. Lineage: Eukaryota; Fungi; Ascomycota; Eurotiomycetes; Eurotiales; Aspergillaceae.
AUGCCAGCAGAGGUUCAUACUCACCCCGUCAGCACGCCACAUGCGGCCGGUCGAGAACAAAAUUCGAAAGCAGAAGCACGCAGCAAUAGUCAAUGCACGGUCGGUGUCUCCGCUGUGUCCAUGCGGACGCAUGAGAGGGGUCACCUAGCAUGUGUCACACAACAGGCACCUGUGGGAAGUGAGGUAUCAAAGAACAUCGACGGAAAGCACCCUCAACAGAAGUCCAAGGAUACCUUGCUGAGGCCACUGCUCUCCGAUAUGAUACCUCACGAUCGGUAUGGCGAAGUCACCAAUACCACAAAGAUCAAGAAUCCCUGCCAACACCGUGCAAGGCAGAAGCGCCCACGCCAUGUGUAUGCCUUUUUCUACCCCGACCUUCCAUACAGCACCCUUCCCACCCUCAGAUCGCACCAAUUGCCCCCACACAUGCAAAAAGAGCACAGCCAGCCACAUUCUGCAAUCCUAAUCUAA